Messenger RNA from Rhizoctonia solani, 1137 nucleotides. Its product is annotated as pectate lyase. The transcript is spliced from 18 exons. Gene Ontology annotation, molecular function: pectate lyase activity. Bases 1 to 1137 code for a protein of 378 amino acids. The record is from RefSeq and is a predicted model, not a curated record. Lineage: Eukaryota; Fungi; Basidiomycota; Agaricomycetes; Cantharellales; Ceratobasidiaceae.
AUGUAUGUACUUGCGACUUUGGUAACUAUCACUCUUGCUUCCCAAGGCGCUCUGGCUGCGACUGCUUUUGGUUGGGCGACAGGCACCACAGGUGGUGCGGGAGGAGUGGAAGCUAUUCCCUCUUCUCCACAGCAACUGAAGCAAUGGCUCGAAGACAGCACCCCUCGAGUGAUAAUUCUCGACAAGACAUAUGACUUUACCGACACAGAAGGUUCCGCUACUGGGCCGGGGUGCAAACCAUGGAGCUGCUCCCCCAACGUUCAAUUUGCCUUGAAUGGGCCUGAUUGGUGCGCUUCAACUCCCACCAAGGCCACCUUUACCUAUAAGGUCGCGCCCACCGUUCCUAUCCAACUUGGGUCUAAUAAGACUCUCCGCGGUAAAGGAAGUGCAGGCUGGAUCAAAGGAAAAGGUCUUAGGAUCUUAGGUGCCACUAACAUUAUCAUUCAAAAUGUUCGCUUCUCGGACAUGAAUCAGCAAUAUGUGUGGGGAGGUGACGCGCUCACGCUUCAUGGCGGAAGUAAAAUAUGGAUUGACCAUAACUAUUUUAAAGACGUUGGCCGGCAGUUCAUUGUUUCGGGGUUCAACCCCACGACUCAAGUUACUAUCUCUAACAACUAUUUCGAUGGAAGAGCCACAUAUACCCCGUUUUGCGAUGGAUAUCAUUACUGGGGGACUUAUUUCCUUGGAAAAGGCGACACUAUGACCUUUGCAUACAACUACGUUUACCACGCAUCGGGUCGCGCUCCCAAGGUGGGAGGCACCGAUGGCCUUGCGCAAACUGUUCAUAUGUACAACAACUACUUCCACGACAUUAGCGGGCAUGCCCUGGAUGCAGCAGUUGGAUCCCGCGUCUUGUUUGAGGGCAAUUAUAUCGAAUCGGUAAAAACUCCCACAUUGGGGGAUCCUAAAGGCGCCUUGUUUGCUCCUACAUCUGCGUCAAUGAACGCUCAAUGCGCGAGCGCUAUUGGUCGCAACUGUGUGUCCAACACCCUGGUCUCGUCGGGCAGCCUUAUAAAUGCUGCCAACUCGGGAGUACUGGGUGACUUCAAGCAGUCUUUCGUCACAUCAAACAAAGUGAUGGAUGCCUCCGCAGUCAAGAGUUACGUUCUCGCGAACGCAGGGCUAGGAAAAAUAUAG